CUUAUAAACUCUAGAAUCCCCAUUCUAAUCCCUAUGGAAUGAAUGAUUAAACAGAAAUAGAAGUAGGAAGGGAAAAUGAGUACGCUGGCAAUGGCUGCCUUCUGCUUUGGACAGCGAAACCCACGGUCUUCUCGGCCCACCAAACCUUUGACCAAAUAUUCACACACACACAUAUAUAAAACCCUCUCUUGGAACUCUCCAAAAAAAGAAAGAAAAAGAAAAAUAAAAAAUAAAAAAAUCCACUGCUUCUCACUCACACUGACACAAAAGCUUCCGUUUUUCUUCUCUCAAAAGAGAGCUUCAUUUCAGACUCUGUUUUCAUCUUCCUCUCUUCCCUUUCUUUCCCUCCUCCAUUAAUGGCGGAAAACCAAGCUUCCGGUGGGGACCACCUCGGAGCAGCAGCACCGAUCACGGGCGCCGCUGCUGGAACCACUUUCUCUCAGCUCCUCUUUGCUGCAGAUGAUGAUGAUGACGACGACAAUGAUAAUGAUGAUUAUAAAAAUCAUUUCUUUAAUUACUCUGUUUCUGCUGCUUCCUCUGCUUUCGCCAUGGAAGAUCCCCCAAAAAUGCUCUGUUUCGGCGCCAAACAGCAGCAGGAUCAACAGCAGCUGAUUUUCUCUGAGCCCUGUUCCAUUUCCAAGCCGCGUCAGAAAUCCACUCUCACAUGCACCGAUUCUGUAAAGUCCCACAACGCAAAUCUUCACGUUCUUUACUUGUUUUGCUUUAAUUUCAACUUGCAGAAGCGAAAUGGGUCGGACCCAGAAGCGGCCGCCAUUAAAGCAGCUCCGUCGUCCAACCAGAGAGCUUCGAAGAAGAUCAAAGCCGAUGCUGGGCAUGCAAAGAGGAAGGAGAAAUUAGGGGAAAGAAUCACAGCUCUACAGCAACUGGUUUCUCCCUUUGGCAAGACAGACACAGCAUCAGUGCUUCACGAGGCAAUGGGCUACAUCAAGUUUCUGCACGAACAAGUUCAAGUCCUCUGCAGCCCUUAUCUGCAACACCACUUGAAUUCUUCAUCUUCUUCAUCUUCUUCUUCAUCAGCCACUGGGGGAAGAGAAGCAGGGGAGGCAGAAAUGGACCUCAGAAGCAGAGGGCUGUGUCUGAUUCCAGUGGAGUGUAGCUUGCAUUUGGGGAAUUGUACAGUUGCAGAUUUCUGGUCGCCCGCCAUGGCCAUGGGGAGGAAGCUCUGAGAAGGAAGCAAUGGAGGAUGAUGAUGGGUUGAUUUUGUAU
Messenger RNA from Momordica charantia (bitter melon), 1227 nucleotides. Its product is annotated as transcription factor bHLH123. NCBI's taxonomy places the organism in Eukaryota, Viridiplantae, Streptophyta, Magnoliopsida, Cucurbitales, Cucurbitaceae. Gene Ontology annotation, cellular component: nucleus. Gene Ontology annotation, molecular function: RNA polymerase II cis-regulatory region sequence-specific DNA binding; DNA-binding transcription factor activity, RNA polymerase II-specific; protein dimerization activity. Gene Ontology annotation, biological process: regulation of transcription by RNA polymerase II. The record is from RefSeq and is a predicted model, not a curated record.